AUGGCCUCAAGUGAAGCCCAGGCCGGCUGCAGGCAUGGCUGUCAGGGAGGCGGCGGCUAGCCGCUGGUUGCGGCGCUUCCUGUGGCUGCUUCUGCUUCUGUGGGGCUGCGUGUCCCCCGCAGACUUCUUGAUAGUGGAGAUGGAAGGGAAGAAUCAAACUGUGUUGCUGAAUGACAAUGUCACCAUCUCCUGCAAGGUCCCUGGUUCCACACCCCUGGACACCAACAUUAUGGGUAUUAUUUGGUAUCUGAAGCAUCAGGCGAAUGAAACAGAGCAUGAGGUGUUUGUAAUGUAUGCAGACAUUCAAAAGGCAUUCAGACCCGGAGCCAGCGUGUCUCCAGCGGGGCUAGAGAAGGGGGACGUCUCACUGCACCUUCCUGGAGUCCAGCUGAGAGACGCAGGAGAGUACCGAUGUAACGUGGUGGUCACCCCCGAGGAGGCCCAGGAAACAGUCUUUCUAAAAGUUUUGGCUUCCCCAGAGUGCACCUUGUUUCCAGAGCAAGCCAUGGUGAAAGAUGAUGGCGACAAAUAUAUUUUGUGUAAGGCAUAUUUAUUCUACCCAGAGGACAUUACCAUAACGUGGCAUACAUGGACCCAGAAGAACCCCCAGGGCCAGGAGAUUUCUGCAGUUAUCACCACUGGUCCAGCCAUCAAGAAUGAGGACGGCACAUUUAACAUCACCAGCCGUGUGAGGCUGGAACACAACGUGACCACCUACCAAUGUGUGAUAAGUCACAUAUCCUUGCCCACCCCCUACAGGUUGAACUUCACUCAGUUUCGGAGAGGAUCUGAGAUGGGAAAUGCCUGGUGGACUAUUAACAUUUUGAAUAUUGCUGGUUACAUUGCUAUACCAGUAGCAGCAGCAGCAAUCAUUGGACUGAUUUAUUGUUACAAAAAGAGGUAAGGGGGAUGCCAAAGCAAAGUGUAGCCCUGUGUUUUGGAAUUGGCUCUGGGAGGUCAGGGGCCUUUGCCAAUGGGUGAUAUUUGAGAGUUCUCAGGAUCGACGCCGGGGGGCAUCUGAGUGUGGUGUGUGUGUGGUGUGUGGCUUUUUCUGAUGCUGUGUCAGGGAAGAACGUUUUCAUUAGAUCCUUAUGUGGUAGCUUGAGACUCUGAGGAGCUGCACUGUAAGGCCCCUCUGCCUCUUCCUGACAUACAGUCUCUGUGAAU
This is a messenger RNA of Pipistrellus kuhlii (Kuhl's pipistrelle), 1167 nucleotides long. RefSeq names its product natural cytotoxicity triggering receptor 3 ligand 1. The transcript has 4 exons. Gene Ontology annotation, biological process: heterophilic cell-cell adhesion; homophilic cell-cell adhesion. The coding region runs from base 35 to 904 and encodes 289 amino acids. Lineage: Eukaryota; Metazoa; Chordata; Mammalia; Chiroptera; Vespertilionidae. The record is from RefSeq and is a predicted model, not a curated record. Gene Ontology annotation, cellular component: adherens junction.